Messenger RNA from Capsaspora owczarzaki ATCC 30864, 878 nucleotides. Its product is annotated as RNA-binding protein PNO1. Gene Ontology annotation, cellular component: nucleolus. NCBI's taxonomy places the organism in Eukaryota, Filasterea, Ministeriida, Capsasporidae. Bases 21 to 878 code for a protein of 285 amino acids. The transcript is spliced from 7 exons. The record is from RefSeq and is a predicted model, not a curated record. Gene Ontology annotation, molecular function: RNA binding.
CUUUUUGACCUCCACAAAGCAUGUCCAAGAUUGCUCAGAAGCGAAAGCAAGCCAAAGCAGCGCAGCAAGCCGAGUCCGACGAGCAGGACGACGCCAUGGUCGAGCAGGCGCUCACCGCGACCGGCUUCGACGAGUCCGAGCAAAUGGACGACGGCGAUGAAGACGAAGACGAAGACGAAGACCAAGAGGACGCUGGCGAGGCGGACGAGGACGCAAUGGACACGUUCGACGCGUCCGAAGUCCAACGCGUGGCUCUGGCCGACCACUACGCCCGCUCCUCCUCAUCCGCCGCUGGCGCUGCGCCGCUGAGCUCGGCUGAGAUUGCUGCUGCAGAGUCACGGCCGCAGUUUGCGCCGCUCUCGGCCAAGGACGCAGGCAAUGGCAAGGACGGAUUCCGCAAGGUGCUGGUGCCCGCGCACCGAUACACGCCGCUGCGCGAAAACUGGCUCAAGAUCUACACGCCCUUGGUCCAGCACAUGAAGCUGCAAAUCCGCAUGAACAUGAAGACACGCGCCGUGGAAUUGAAGACGUCACCGCAAACGGAAGACCCUUCUGCCCUUCAGCGUGGAGCUGAUUUUGUCCGCGCAUUCAUGCUGGGCUUUGAUAUCGCUGAUGCGAUUGCAUUGUUGCGCUUGGAUAACCUGUAUAUUGACACGUUCGAGGUUCUUGAUGGCUCUGGUGGCAAAACCAAAUUCACAAUCGAGAACGUCACAAAGACCCGCAUCGUUGUUGCAGACAGCAAAAUUCAUAUUCUCGGUUCCUUCCAAAACAUUAAGGUUUCUCGCGACGCCAUCGUCAGUUUGAUUCUUGGUAGCCCACCUGGCAAGGUCUAUGGCCAGCUUCGCUCUGUUGCUGGGCGCAUGGCUUCGCGAUUUUGA